AUGGGAUUGCGGGGGUUGGAAAGGACCUGUAAGAUCGUCGACUCCAACCGUUACCCUAGCGCUGCCAAAACCACCAUUAAACAUGGGAGGCGGGGAAGGUUCCCGGUUCCCCCGCGGAGGAGCACUUUUCGGACGGGGCGGCCCCGGUCCCUCGGCGGGGCGCUCCCCUCCGGGUCCGCGGCGGCGGGGGAAGCAGGGGGGCGGUCGCGGGGGGCGGACGGGGCGGCGGCGGCAGCUGGGAAAGGAGGGGGCUGGCGUUUCAGAGGCUGGGCGGCCGCUGGCACGUCGGGGUCGCCCAACGGCAGCCUGGGCGGCUGGGACCCCUUCGGGCGGGACGAGGAGCUGGCGAAGCUGGAGAUCGCCGUGCUGGCCGUCACCUUCGCCGUGGCGGUGGUGGGCAACGGCAGCGUGCUGCUGGCCCUGCGCCGCACGCCCCGCAAGGCGUCCCGCAUGCACCUCUUCAUCCGCCACCUCAGCCUGGCCGACCUGGUGGUGGCCUUCUUCCAGGUGCUGCCCCAGCUCUGCUGGGAGGUGACCCACCGCUUCCACGGGCCCGACGGGCUCUGCCGCGUCGUCAAGCACCUGCAGGUCUUCGGCAUGUUCGCCUCGGCGUACAUGCUGGUGGCCAUGACCGCCGACCGCUACAUCGCCGUCUGCCACCCGCUGAAGACGCUGCAGCAGCCCACCAAGCGCUCCUACGGGAUGAUCGCGGCGGCCUGGGCGCUCAGCCUGCUGCUCAGCACCCCCCAGUACUUCAUCUUCUCCCUCAGCGAGGUGGAGCGCGGCUCGCAGGUCUACGACUGCUGGGCGCACUUCAUCAUGCCCUGGGGGCCCCGCGCCUACAUCACCUGGAUCACCGGCGGCAUCUUCGUCGCCCCCGUCCUCAUCCUCGUCACCUGCUACGGCUUCAUCUGCUACCACAUCUGGCGCAACGUCCGGGGCAAGACGCGCCCCGGCGAGGCGGCGGCGGCGGCGGCGGGGACGGGCAGCGGGCUGCGGGCGGGCGGCAGAGGCGGGCGGCGGGGGCUGCUGCUCGCCCCUUGUGUCAGCAGCGUCAAGACCAUCUCCCGCGCCAAGAUCCGCACCGUCAAGAUGACCUUCGUCAUCGUCACGGCCUACGUCGUCUGCUGGGCACCCUUCUUCACCAUCCAGAUGUGGUCCGUCUGGGACCAGCGCUUCCCCUGGGUCGAUUCUGAAAACACUGCCACUACCGUCACGGCUCUGCUGGCCAGCCUGAAUAGUUGCUGUAACCCCUGGAUCUACAUGUUCUUCAGCGGGCACCUCCUGCAGGACUGCAUACAGAGCUUCCCUUGCUGCCAAAAAAUAAAGCAAACGCUGAGUAAAGAGGAUUCAAACAGCAACAGCAGGCGACAGACUUCUUUUACCAACAACAGGAGCCCGACCCACAGCUUGAACACCUGGAGAGAGUCACCCCACUCCAAGUCGACCAGCUUCAUCCCCAUCCCCACCUGAGACUGACCCUGGGGCAGGCAGGGCUUGCAGCCCAGUAACGGGGAGGCUAUGGCAUAGCACUCCAUGCUGGUCACGGGCACCAGUCAUGGCAACAAGGAAUGACUAAGGUGGCCAUAAGAUAAAACGUGCCGCGUCGCUCGAUAGCCUAUUCUGCAGCGUGUAAAUUAUUUUAUGGGAGGUAUUUAGGACUUGGGCAACUGUUCAGGAAGGCGUGACAACAAUAAAGCAAUUAUUUUUCUAAAUAGAAUUUAUUAUUUUUGUUUGUUUGUUUGUUUGUUUGUUUCUAAAAUAUUAAGUGCAUUGUUUGGUUGUUGUUCAGAGCAGUGAGAAUAGUGGAGUUGGCAUGUGUUGGGGUAACUCCGCUCUCUAGUGUUAAUGCCUACAACUUCUCAUGGUUGUUCAAUGAAGUCACGGGGAAAGAUGACGAUAAGAGCAAGAUCACAAAUUAGUCUUAAACACAAAAAGAAAAGAGCUGGGGGAAUGUCCUGACUGUCCAGAUAAGGAAUGUGGUUAGACAGGCUCUAUACUAUUGGAAAUGUAAUUGAUCAUACCAUUUUAUCUUGUAAAGGUCUAGCAACUCUCAGUUAAUGAAAUUUAAUAGCCCUUGUGAAAGCAGAGCCUUCAGUGCUGUCGAUGUCUGUAUGUGUGUUGCAGGGUUUCAUUUUUGGGGUGACAUUUCCUCUUCCCUUUCCUGUUGAUGGAAGUUACACAGCAUACUUUUUUUGUGUGUGUUGUUGCACCUAUCUUGAUUUUUUUAAACUACUUUUUAAAGAUAUAUUGAUAAGUAAGUAGGAUAAGCUAUGACUAGCUCAACACUGUUACAAACAGAUACACCAAGAAAACCCAUUGUGACUACCAGAAACACUUGCUUUAUGAGUAACAAUUGCAUCUUCUCUUUUUUCUUCACCAAGACAGCUGGGAUUAGUCACAUUUGGUUGUCAAGAAAAUAGCUCCAUAAAUUCAGGAGAAAGUGGCCGUUUGGUAAGAGCUGAAGAAUCAGUAUAUUACAGGACAGAGAUCUGAGAAUCAAACUUAUAAGUCUUCUCGGAACAUAAAAAUUGUCAUUGCUGUUGUUUAUUUAUUUUUGGUAGAUCAUGACAAUAGAGACUUUGGCAGUAAGCUGCAAUAAAAUGUCAAUCACAACACAUUUACUCAUUAUAAAGAUUCAAGGUGUGCUUGUUUUCACUACUGCGCAUGCCAAGGAAAAUGUAGUUCCUACAGCUUGUAAAAAAUCCUGUUACAUCUUUCCAUGGAGUCUGUCUUUACCUGGAGAUUGGGUUUUGAAGCUCCUUGAAUAAGUUUUGCUGAGGGUUUAAAGUCCUGAGGAUCUCUUUGAGGAGUCCAGCUACCUGUCUUCACCUGAGUUCUCUGGGUCUUGAAAUACAUACAUUUUCCUGGCAGUGUGCAGGACUCCUGUUGCAGCCCCAACUGGCUCCCUGGAGUGGUGGGACACAUGCGCGGCUGUAUAACACGCAUCCUUAUGUUUGCAAGGAGGGGUUUCAGCAGCAGGUUUCUUUUUUUCCCACCAAAACCAUCCAAAAAAGAUGAUUGCUUUCCUAAUUGCUUGGGAAGAAAAAAAUAAUAAAUGAGGUCACAACUGUGGCUCUCACUGGGGAUGGGCUUCAUGCCUCUCACAAGAACGGUAGUAGAAAUUCAUAGAGCUUGAUGGCAGAUGAGACGAUACUCAGCUUGGCAUCCACUCUGGGAGCUUCCACAUGUGUCACUGUCUAUUCCAGGCAAAGAAUAGAGAAGAAUAUAGCUCCAAAAAAAAUAUUUGGGUUCUGUUGUUGCUAAAGAAAAUCUUAGAUCUUCUCUUUACCUUCUGUUUUAUCAUUCUCUGCUCUUCAGGAGAACAAUCUGGUCUAAUGUUUUGUUGCUGUUGCCUAAAACACUAGGACCCAAAGGACAGCAUGAUGGAAUGGCUUAUAUUUAACAGACUAUCUUUUUGACCACCUUUGGUACACAGAGGUGACUACAGCUCUCACCAGUUAUGGGUGAAAGUUUUGUGAACCUAAAGUUGUAUUUUAGUCCAAAAAAUGCAUGCCAUGACGCCGUGUGUGUGUGUAUUUGUGCACAUUGUAUGUACUGCAUAUACUUUGCACGCAGGUAAUUCACAAUUACUGAAAUUGCAAAUGUUUGAAGUUGAGUACACUGUCCUUUGCCUAGUUUUCCAUUUGUGUUACUACUUUCUUUGUACAUAAAAUAUAUAUUAAAAAACAAUUAGCUGUACUAACAGAAUUUUCAUGUUUGCAGAAUUGAAUUAUUUUUCUAUUACACUUUAUAUUCAAACAGAGAAAACAAAGAAAAAAACAAUGUUGAAUAAUGUUCAUUAUAAAACUAAGCUGGGUAAUGACCAAUAUAUUAAAAAAAAAAAAGGAAACAGACUCAAAAUAACAAUUUUUAGUUUCUUCCAAAUAUGUUACAAUAUCUAGGCUUACACUUAGGGCUUGUCGGCGUAAAUGUACCCUGUGAGUGUUCUACAGCUUCUGUAAUUAAAUUGAUAACACUAUUUAGCAGCAUUUGGAUUCCAGGCAUUUUUUGUAAAUACCAAGUUUUGCUUUUUCACAGAAUUGUAGCAUUGGAAGAUACAGCCUAUAUUUAUUAAUUGUUCAUCUGCGGAGAUACAGGUCUUUUUUAACAGCUGCUUUGGGCUAUCAUGAGGGCACAAUAAUGAAAACAGAAGGAAACAAGAAAUUGUGAAACCAUUGCACAUUUAAAACAUGGAAAAUUGCUCUAAUAAA
Calidris pugnax (ruff) is the source of this 4214-nucleotide messenger RNA. RefSeq names its product arginine vasopressin receptor 1A (gene AVPR1A). The record is from RefSeq and is a predicted model, not a curated record. NCBI's taxonomy places the organism in Eukaryota, Metazoa, Chordata, Aves, Charadriiformes, Scolopacidae. Gene Ontology annotation, molecular function: peptide binding; vasopressin receptor activity. Gene Ontology annotation, biological process: G protein-coupled receptor signaling pathway; regulation of systemic arterial blood pressure by vasopressin; positive regulation of vasoconstriction. The transcript is spliced from 4 exons. Gene Ontology annotation, cellular component: membrane. Bases 1 to 1473 code for a protein of 490 amino acids.